Molecule: messenger RNA, 1248 nt
Organism: Ahaetulla prasina
Lineage: Eukaryota; Metazoa; Chordata; Lepidosauria; Squamata; Colubridae
Gene: GPR19
Product: G protein-coupled receptor 19
Exons: 1
Coding region: 1-1248 (415 amino acids)
Biological process (GO): G protein-coupled receptor signaling pathway
Cellular component (GO): plasma membrane
Molecular function (GO): G protein-coupled receptor activity
Source: RefSeq, a predicted model, not a curated record
AUGCUGCUCUCCCAAGACAUGGAUCACCACACCGCGCCUCUUCUCACCCCAACCUCAGGUCUCCUGCAACAAAACCACUCGCGGGCAGAAACCUCGAACCCUUUGGGAAGCCAUGAGGCCACCACUUUGUCCAAGGAGCCUGGGUUAGAGAAAAACAGUACAGCUUCACAGUACGAGUUGAUGACUGGAGAAAUUAUCAUUGCCAGCUUGCUUUGGGGGAUGUUAUGGUUAUUCUCCGUCUUCGGAAACUCCCUGGUUUGCCUCAUCAUCUACCGGAGUAGGAGGACUCAAUCAACCACCAAUUAUUUCGUGGUCUCCAUGGCCUGUGCAGACUUGCUGAUGAGUGUUGGGUGCACACCGCUCGUUCUGUUCCAGUUAGCGUCCGACGGAUGGACACUGGGGAGCAUGAUGUGCAAGACAAUCAGGUAUUUUCAGUACCUCACCCCUGGGGUUCAAAUUUAUGUCUUGCUUUCCAUCUGCAUGGACAGGUUCUACACUAUCGUCUACCCGCUAAGUUUCAAGGUGACGAGGGAAAAAGCCAAAAAAAUGAUUGCGGCGUCUUGGAUCUUCAAUGCGGCCUUGAUGUCUCCAGUUUUCAUUUUUGGGGGUUUGGACAGAGACCACCACUGCCGAUUUUUCCCUCCUUAUUCUUGGGAUGGCGCCGUUUAUAGCAUCAUCCAUGUAUUAGUAGCUUUCCUGGCUCCGUCGGUUCUCAUCAUUUUCUUUUACCAAAAAGUCAUCAAGCACAUUUGGAAAAUUGGGAGCGAGGGCAGAACAGUCCGGAGGACGAUGAACGUGGUCCCUAGGACAAAGGUGAAAACCAUCAAAAUGUUCCUGAUGCUAAAUGCUCUCUUUCUGGUCUCGUGGCUCCCAUUUUACGUGGUUCAACUGUGGCACCCGCUUGAGACCUAUCGUAGGAAAAGCUCCUUGGUCUUUUUGAUGGUGACUUGGAUAUCGUUUAGUUCCUCAGCCUUGAAACCUACGUUGUAUUCAGCAUAUAAUGCCAACUUCAGAAGGGGGAUAAGAGAGACUUUCUGUAUGUCCUCCAUGAAAUGUUACCGUAGUAAUGCCUAUACUAUCACAGCCAGCUCCAAGAUGGCCAAGAAAAAUUACGUGGGGAUCUCAGAAUUCCCCGUUGCGCCAAAAACUGUUUCCAAAGACACCAUAUACGAUUCUUUCAACCGAGAAGCAAAAGAGAAAAAACUUGCCUGGCCUAUUAAUUCAAACCCACCAAACACAUUUGUAUAA